This is a messenger RNA of Fukomys damarensis (Damara mole-rat), 1433 nucleotides long. Its product is annotated as T-cell surface glycoprotein CD1b1-like. Gene Ontology annotation, biological process: antigen processing and presentation, endogenous lipid antigen via MHC class Ib; immune response; antigen processing and presentation, exogenous lipid antigen via MHC class Ib. Gene Ontology annotation, molecular function: lipopeptide binding; exogenous lipid antigen binding; endogenous lipid antigen binding. The coding region runs from base 111 to 1112 and encodes 333 amino acids. Gene Ontology annotation, cellular component: external side of plasma membrane. Lineage: Eukaryota; Metazoa; Chordata; Mammalia; Rodentia; Bathyergidae. The transcript is spliced from 6 exons. The record is from RefSeq and is a predicted model, not a curated record.
AUUGUCAGUUGAAAGAGAGAGGAAGUCACUACAAAGUACAGAGGAAAAACAGUUGCUGAAAUCAGAGAUCAAGCACAAGCUGAGAGACAGAAGUCCCUUCUGUCCGUGAAAUGCUGCUCCUGGCCCUGGCAUUGCUUGCAAUUCUGUUCCAAGAUGGUGACACUCAGGAUGCUUCACAGCAGCCGAUCUCCUUCCAUGUCAUCCAAAUCUCAUCCUUUUUCAACAGCACCUGGGCACAGACUCGAGGCUCAGGCUGGUUGGGAGAUUUGCAGAUUCAUGGCUGGGACAGUGAUGCAGGCACCGCCAUAUUCCUGAAGCCCUGGUCUAAGGGCAACUUGAGUGAUGAAGAGGUUUUAGAGAUGGAGGAAUUAUUUCGUGUUUACUUAUUUGGAUUUGUCAGAGAAGUCCAGGAACGUGCCAGUCCUUUCCAGUUGCAAUACCCCUUUGAGAUCCAGGGCAUCGCAGGCUGUGAGUUGCAUUCUGGAGGUGCCAUCACACCCUUUUUGAGGGGAGCUUUAGGGGGAAUGGAUUUCCUGAGCAUCAAGAAUAAUACAUGUUGGCCUUCCCCAGAAGGUGGCACCAGGGCACAGAAGUUCUGCACAUUAAUCAUGCAGUAUAAAGGUAUCUGUGAUACCAUAUACAACCUCCUCAUAAAUACUUGCCCCCCGUACCUGAUGAGUGUGCUUGCAGCAGGAAAGACAGAUCUGCAGAAGCAAGUGAAGCCCGAGGCCUGGCUGUCCAGUGGCCCCAGCCCUGGGCCCAGCCGUCUGCAGCUGGUGUGCCACGUCUCUGGCUUCCACCCGAAGCCCGUGUGGGUGACGUGGAUGAGGGGUGAGCAGGAGCAGAAGGACACUCAGCGAGGGGACGUCCUGCCCAAUGCUGAUGAGACCUGGUAUCUCCGAGUGACCCUGGAUGUGGCGGCAGGGGAGGCUGCUGGGCUGUCUUGCCGAGUGCAGCACAGCAGUCUAGGAGGGCAGGACAUCGUCCUCCCCUGGGGACACUCUGUCUCCAUUGGCUGGGUCAUCGUUGCAGUAAUAGUACCCUGUUUGAUCAUUUUGGUGUUCUUUGUUUUAUGGCUUUACAGGCGCUGGUCGUAUGAGGAUAUUUUGUGAUUUGUCACCAUCUCAUCUCUAUCAGGAAGAAUCAGUUCCAGGAUGUCUAGAAACUUGGGUUUUCAGCCCAGGAGUCAAUGCUCUUAUAUUGCAUCAAAUAUCCGUUGUUGUUGGUCAUGGCAAAGAUUCAGUUGAUCCGAGCCUACAUCACAGUAUAUCAGCAACAAUAAAGAGUUGUGAAUAUAUUUUGAGAUUGCGUCAAUUAAAAAAAUGUGCCCAGAUGUUAUCCCUUGUAGGGUAUAGGUGAUGUGCUUCUUUAGGCAACAAUGUGUUUUAUACAUUUUACUCUGUUAAUGUCAUGAGUUAUAUUUAUUUUCAAAU